Molecule: messenger RNA, 2772 nt
Organism: Blepharisma stoltei
Lineage: Eukaryota; Ciliophora; Heterotrichea; Heterotrichida; Blepharismidae
Source: the annotation of a GenBank genome assembly
AUGGAUUCAGAAAUUUUGAUCCUUACUGAAGAAGAGUUUCAAAAAUAUGUUCAAAGUCAAAAAGAAGUCGGCACAAAUAAGUCAACCCCUUCUUCUCCAUUAAAUAGCUACAUUCCUUCGCAGAAAAUAGAGACUGAUAGUAGUAAAGCUGCUGAAAAUAUGUUAAGAGAGGAAUCCAAACACCAUUUCCUGAAAAUUUUGGAUAGUCUUGAUCUUUCGCUUGUUCCUGAUGGUUCAAAAUCAAAAAUUAACCCAAUUCGAAUUCCAGAUCACAGAUUUCUAAACCUAAAUCACCAAAAUACAGUGAUGUCGAGACUUCAUGCAAAAACACCAAAGCACCGUUGCAAGACCUCUGUGAAAAAUUUUAUGGAAAUAAAAUUUACUUCAACGCCAGCUUCACCUAACAGCUCUCCUAAGAAAAAAGAGAAGCGAAAAAAUUUGCUUAAAAAAAAAGUCACUAAAAAUUCAGUAAAUAUUAAAAACGACACCUAUGAAGAAACUUCUGGUAAUGAAAUCAAUUUUGUUUUCCCAAACAAUGAAGCUUCUAAUGAUUUUCAAGAAAAUAAAGCUGUAAACAGAAGAGCAUCUUCUUUAAAUAUUGAUUCAAAUUUAUUUGAAUUUGAUAAUCAAAAAUUAUCAAAAAUUUCUUCAAGAUUUCCGUUUACUACAAGACCUAGUAAAAAAACUUUAAAAAAAUAUUUAAUUGAAGUAAAUUCUCAUAUUCCCCAAGACUCAGAAGGAAGUACAAAUCCUUCAGAAGGUUUGCUACCUUCAGGCUCAGUCACUACUAAACACAUAAAUUAUAAAAAAAGAAAAUUAAAAAGAGAAAACUCAGACAGCACCUUAGAUUUAGGUAGUGUAAAAGAUUUCAGGCCAAAAAGUCGGUCUCCUAAAAAUUCAGAUGACCCAAAAAUAUUAGAAAAAAAGAAAUACUAUAAAAUCCUCAGCGAAAUUCGAAAAUCUUAUAAUAAAGAAGAAGAGACCAAUAAAAAUUCUUUAGGUGAAUUAAUGCAAAUAAUGUUUAAAACUCGGCCAAUAGUUGAAGAAAAUAUUAACCCAAGAGAAGCUGCUCAAUAUAAAGCUUUAAACCAAAAACUAUACAGCAUGAUAAGGGAAAACCCUUCAGAGCUUUAUCGAAUUUUAAAUCAUCCUGACUAUUUUAAAGAUUCCUUAUCUCGAAAAGAUCUUCACCAAGGAAACGAAUGGACUGAAGAGCAAGAAUCAGCAUUUAAAUCAAUGUUAAGAAAAACCCACAGUUUUAACUCCCUCGUAAAAACCAGACUUUUUAAAGAAGUUGAAAAAGACUUGCCGCCUACCCGCACCACACAAAAUAUUGAAUGAAAAUAUGAUAGACAUUCUCCAUGGGUUAAUGAUUUAGACUACAACGACGACAAUUAUUUUCAAAUUGACCAGGAGAAAAAAAAUACCAAAAGGUCAUCAAUCUCAAAUUUAAAAAAAAUUACCAAAGAAAGAGAAGAAUUAGACCCAUCACAAGAAGAAAUAAGGCGGCUUAAAGAACUCCAAGAAAAAACCGGAAUUUCAAGCUCAAAUUUAUUAGCUUUGCAAAACCAGGCAAAAUAUAUAGAUAAAGUACAAGAUUUUGACCAAGCUAUAAGUGGGUGUAAAAUGAUUAAAAAAUGAAAAAGAAAUAAAUCUGAUUAUGAAGCUGCAAAGGUAAAAUUUGCAGACCAUAUUAUUGGAAAUUGCCAAAUUGAUAUGAAAAAAUUAAAUAAAGCAAGAUAUUCUUAUCUUUCUGCAAAAGUUGCCCAUCAAAGAGCAAGUACUGAAUUAAGUGAUAAAUAUAUGCUAGAAGCUGAAGAAAGAAGGAAAGAGUUAAGACAGAGACAAGAAAAUUUUCAAAGAGAUGUCACAAUAUAUAGGAAUAUUUGCAAAGAAAGAUAUGGGAGAACUAUGAAGUUUGGCCCACGUAGAGUUUUAGAAACAACUGCUCAUCCUUUAGGAUCCCCAAGAUUUAAAUCUUUUAUGAUCAAGCUUGGAUACUUGUCUCGUUCUUAUAGCCCUCAGCCCCGGCCUAUUAAAGAUUUCGACCCAAACACUGCAAAAAAGGUUCGUAUUAAUGUUCCGAAAGAAAGCCUAAAUCAGCUUUCUUUAUGAAAUUUCCCGCCUUCUCCUUCAGAAAAAAAUAAAAAAUCAUCAUUAAAAUCGGCUAUGAAAAUUCAGGCUUAUGUAAAAGGAUAUUUUGUUAGAAAAAAAGUCAGGGCAUGGAAAAAGGCAGCUGUAAAAAUUCAAAAAGCAUUUAAAUGAUUCAAAGCCAAAAAGUUUGUGUUGACAGCUUUAUUAGUAGAGCAAUUAGCGACAGGAAAUUUGCUGCUUGGAUCUCUUCUUAUUCGAUAUAAAGACACACUUUUAUAUAAAAAAAUAUUAAAAGAUAUCGUAGCUUCAAAAUUUAUACAAAAUAUGCUGAUAAUUAGAAAGGAAGAACGAGCAAAAUAUGAAGAUGCCAACAGCAAAACUCUAGCUCUUUUAUAUAAUAAUAGGAGAUUUAUAUCUAGAAUAUAUAAAAUAUGGAGAAUUUAUAGAAAAAUAAUUAAAAGAGUAAGCAGACAAUCAAGCAUGAUUCCAGUAAAAACUAAUCGGUCAUCACUAGCAUUUACUCCUAAUAUAAAAAGUGACACAUACAUGACUUUUUCAGAGAAAGCCAAUGAAAUACCUCAAAGAACUAUAAAGAGAGCUCCAACUGAAAUUCCAGUUAAAGUGAAGCUUGAAGAGCUACCAGAAAAUGCAAAAUUAUAUUUUGAUUCAAUAAAAUAA